AUGUUGCGGUGGACGAGGCGGCAGUCGCAGCUGAGCAAGGCCAUGAUCAGCAACGCUUGCAGUCGCAGCAGUAGUGGCAGUGGUUGUGGUUGGAGCAGUAGCAGCCUGAGUGGCUGCAGCGGUCAUGGUUUUGCAGGGCGUUGGAGUGCUGCGGGUGGACUGCACGGCAGCGGCAUGAGCGGCACGCGGCAGCAGAAACGGGCGGCUGCGUCGUCGUCGGCGGCAUCGCGCUGGGCAGUCACGAUGACGGGCGCCGGACUGGCUGUUACUGCGAGUGCUUUCCGCCGUCAGACACGCGCUUGCAUGCUGGGCAUGCGCUGGCUCGGUGCAGUCGUGUCCAUGAACGUGGCCAGCCCGUCCAAGACACCAGCAUCAACACGAGCCCUGUCAACAUCAGCGUCAUCAGCGUCAGGGAGAGGCGAUGGUGGUAGUGAUGGCGUAGCAAAUGGAGGAGAAGUGACAGGAGCAUCGUCGGCCAAGAUGAGCGACAGCCGACAACACACCGAAAGAGGAGAGGAGCCCACAUUCGCCAAGGGCGCGGCUGCCAGCGGCAUUGCGCGUGCGUUAGAGGCUCACACGAGCUUGCACUUUGAUGUGCAUGGCGAUGACAUCCAUGUGGAAACGGAGCCGGCUGCGUUCUACACUCGCCUGGUGCAGUCCAUCAAGACGGCAGAGCGCCGCGUUGUUCUCACCUCCCUCUAUCUUGGCACAGGCCAACACGAGCGCGAUUUGGUAUCAGCUCUGACGCAGCGAAUGGAGGACAAUACCUCCCUUGAGACGACGGUGGUGUUGGAUUACACACGCGGCACACGCGGAUCGCCGAAUUCCAUGGGCCCGUUUGGAGUUCGACAGGAGGAGGAGUGCAUGACAGCGCUGCUGCGAUCGCUGUCGUCGUCGUCACACGUGGAUAUGGCGACAGGCUACUUCAACCUCUCCCCAGCAAACACGGCCGCACUCCUCUCAUCUCAGUCGUCGUGUCGGGUCAUCUGCGCGUCGCCUCGCGCCAACGGGUUCCUCGGUGCUCGCGGUCCUCGUGGGCACAUCCCGGCCGCAUACACACACAUGCUGCGCUCGUUCCUGCAAUCGCUGCAGCCGCACGCCCGCGUGGAGGCGAUGGAGUACGAGCGUGAGGGCUGGACAUUCCACGCUAAAGGCAUGUGGGUCCGUGAUUCCACCAGCGCCGCGCCGAGCGUGACGAUUGUCGGCUCGUCCAACUUUGGCCAGCGCUCGUCUGACCGCGAUUUGGAGGCACAGGCCGUCAUUGUGACGUCAAACCCGUGCUUGCAGGCAGAACUGGACAAGGAGGUUACAUCCCUUGUGUCGCGGUCGUCGCGCGUGUGCGCUUCUGAUCUCGAAUCUCCAUCCCGCCGCCCGAACCUGUUCCAGACCAUUGGCGCCGAAGUCAUUCGCUCAUUCCUCUGA
Molecule: messenger RNA, 1422 nt
Organism: Salpingoeca rosetta
Lineage: Eukaryota; Choanoflagellata; Craspedida; Salpingoecidae
Exons: 8
Coding region: 1-1422 (473 amino acids)
Biological process (GO): cardiolipin biosynthetic process
Cellular component (GO): mitochondrion
Molecular function (GO): CDP-diacylglycerol-glycerol-3-phosphate 3-phosphatidyltransferase activity
Source: RefSeq, a predicted model, not a curated record